UAUGACAACACAAGAUUCAAGUCAGACACAGGUGAAUUCUGUCACUAAGAUGCAACCUGGACAUGAAUCAUCUGAUGUUGCCACACAAGAACUCAAGCCAGCAAGCAAGGAUGACUCAGAAUAUGAGAUAGUCCUAUCUGGUGCUCCAGUGGAAAAAAAUAUCUCUGUAGCCAGUCCAACUAAAGUUGAACUUCUAUGCAAAUUAGGUGAGGAUUCCAAUUUGAAAAAUCCUCAAGUGACUUGGAAAAAGGGAGGUGAAACAAUCAGUCACACCACUAAAACUCAGAACAGCUGGAGCAUCCAAGUGACCAUUUCAGAAAGCAGUCAGCUGGGAAGUUACACUUGUAUUCUGAAAGGUGAAAAAGAACUCAGUGCUACAUUUCAUUUGCAUGUACCCAAGACUGAAGGAAGAGAAAAACCUGUUAUCACUUAUAUAGGAGAUACAGCUGUAAUGGUUUGUAAAACUGAGUAUAAUGCCAAGGCUUGGACCUGGUAUAUGACCAAUGGAACUGAGCUGGCUCCCAUUAAUACGAUUUUGCAUACUGACAAGUUUGAAAUUAUGAGAAAAUCUGCCAAAGUAAGCCGUCUGGAGAUCUUCAAGCUCACAAAGAAAGAUCGUGGUGUAUAUUGGUGUGAAGCUGUUUUUGAUUUAGGGAGAAGUAAAGCGAGGUUUGAACUUAAAGUUCUUUCCAUCUCAGCACCUCUCAAACCCUUUAUAGCAGUUGUGGCUGAAGUUGCUAUUCUCGUAACUACUAUUGUCCUCUAUGAGGUGUAUUCAAAAAGGAAAGGAAAAGGAGGUGGAAAAGAGUUUGACCAAAUUGAGAAACUUAAAUCAGAAGAAAACAUUGCUGGGAGAUCCAAGUAGUUCUAGGCAGAGAAGUAAACCUCAAAAAGAGAUUUAAGCCAAGAGAAGUGGAAAUCAUCGCAAAGCUACAGAAGAUAUAUGCAACUAUGCAUUUUAAACAUUCAUUGUGUUUUGAA
Molecule: messenger RNA, 981 nt
Organism: Pseudopodoces humilis (Tibetan ground-tit)
Lineage: Eukaryota; Metazoa; Chordata; Aves; Passeriformes; Paridae
Gene: EMB
Product: embigin
Source: RefSeq, a predicted model, not a curated record